GGGCGGGAUAUACAGGAAGUUUCCUGAUGUAGCGACAUACCCAUUCCUUGAACUGACUUGUUUGUUGACGAGCAAGAUGGAGUUCCUAAUGGGAAAUCCGUACACUACCCCAGUGGGGCAUUGCAUUGAAAGAGCAACCGAUGGUUCGCUACAAGCUGAAGAUUGGACUCUGAACAUGGAAAUAUGUGACAUCAUCAACGAAACAGAAGACGGGCCAAAAGAUGCAAUUAGGGCAGUGAAAAAGAGGCUGAAUGGCAAUAGGAACUACAGAGAAGUAAUGCUGACAUUAACCGUGCUGGAGACUUGUGUAAAGAAUUGUGGCCACCGAUUUCACUCUCUGGUCACCAGCAAGGACUUCGUUGAUGGUGUUCUUGUUAAAAUCAUCUCUCCUAAAAAUAGCCCUCCCACCAUCGUCCAAGACAAAGUACUGGCCCUUAUUCAGGCAUGGGCCGAUGCAUUCAGGAGCAGUCCAGAUCUCACAGGUGUCGUCCAAGUCUAUGAGGAGUUAAAGCGAAAAGGCAUCGAGUUCCCCGUGUCAGACCUGGAGACACUGUCACCCAUACACACACCUCUGCGGACUGCAUCCGCGCCGGAGGGAGACUCCGCUCUACAUAAGUACACCACCACUUCCCAGCCUGCACCGCACGUGGUUCCACCAGCCCACCCCACUGCUCAGGUUCCAAAUAUUCACUCGUCUGGAGCCAUCAACCCAACACCCGAACAGAUUUGCAGACUGCGAAGUGAGCUGGAUGUUGUUCGAGGCAACGCAAAGGUCAUGUCAGAGAUGCUGACUGAGAUGGUCCCCGGACAGGAGGACGCUUCAGACUACGAGUUACUUCAGGAGCUGAACAGGACUUGCAGAGCCAUGCAGCAGAGGAUAGUGGAGCUCAUUUCCUGUGUCUCCAACGAGGCGGUGACUGAGGAGCUGCUGCACGUUAACGACGAUCUCAAUAAUAUCUUCUUGCGGUAUGAAAGAUACGAGAGAUUCAGAUCUGGAAGGUCGACAGCUCAGAGUGUCAACAAUGGGGUCCUAAGUGAAGCCACAGAGGACAACCUUAUAGAUCUGGGCCCCGCCUCCCCAGCGGUGGUCAGCAAUAUGUCUAACGCUAGCAGCUUGCCUGCAAAUGUCACCGCCACCGCAGGAAGACCGUCCUCCCCGUCCACUUUGGCAUCUCGCUUGGCUGGACUCAAUGCGGGCACAGACAGCGUCAGUAGCACCCUAAGCUCUUUGUCCAGCUGCAAACCUCCACCCUCUGAGGACGAGUUUGACGUCUUUGCUCAGACCAGGACUGGGACGCUCCCUGAACCUCCCAAGAUACCUCCAGCAGAGGACAGCCGUGCUCCAGGAUCUCUUCCCCCUACUCUGAAUGUCCAACAGCAAAACACAGCAGCGUGUGUCGGAGGCCAGUCCUCUGUCAUGGAUGACAUAGAGGAGUGGCUAAGUACUGAUGUGAAAGGAGAUGACGGGGAGGAGGGAGUGACGAGCGAAGAGUUUGACAAGUUCCUGGAGGAGCGAGCCAAAGCUGCAGAGGUGGUCCCCACCCUGCCAUCUCCACCCAGCGGCGACCCGGGCGCGUCGCAGGGAACCCCCAGCCGUAAGAAGCAAGAGAGACCGGAGGACGCUGUGUUCGCCAUGUAGAAGGAAAAGCAAAUCUAUCACACUAUUUAAAGUUUUAUCUUCAUUGAAAGGGAAUUUAAAAAGGGAGAACCUAACAAAAGCGUUUUAUUUUCAUAAUGUUAAAAAGGUGACAGACCAGCAUUAUAGUCCCUUCCCUGUGUGUUUGUGACGGGUGUUUGUUGACAUUUCUAAAUGAGGUGCUCUUUUGCGUCUCCUAGCAUGCAAAACGCGUACAGUAAGUCAUUUUGUUUUAGUUUUUCACGCUAAACUCUCCAUUUUGCGAAGCAUUCCUGCAGGAAUAUUGUGUUUCCCUCUGCAAGUCCGCAUGAGUUGUAAAUCUGUACAUGACAAAUGUCCUUUUCUGUGUAUAUUUUAAGCUGCAUAUGUAUGAAAGAGAUUAUUAAUAUUGGGUAGGUUUGUGGCGGUGGGCGAUGGGCUCGUGUCCUGGCUGCUGUAUCUUUUAGGGAAGUGUCCAACCCUGCUGUGUUGUUUUUUUUUUUUUUUCGCAAUGAGAAGGCAGUUUACUUUAGCGUACAUGCAGCACAGUGGUGUGUGAUACUUGGGGUCCAAUCUGCCUUUCUGUCUUGUAGUUUGCUAUGUUGGUCACAAUGUGCUGAGACUUAUUAGGCCUAAAGUUGCUGUUUAUGUCUGUGUGAUUCUAGUAAGCAUUUUUGGCCAACUGUAUCCCAUUUUUCUGACCCCAAAAUAGUCCCGAGGACCAAAUGUGUUCCAUCAUCUGGAUGAAUCCCAUGAUUACAUCACAAUCUCUGCACUUCCUGUACACACUGACCUUUUCAGCACCUCUUCUUGUUCCCCAGAAAUGAGCUCGGACGCUGCAAAUUUUAUUCUGGACUUAAGGUGCUCCACACGCCUGGAGCAAGCGUGCACUUGAACUUGUACUGUAAAACAGCAAAGGGACAAGCACUUGUGGAUGUCAUUCAUUCAAGACUUCUCCAGAUGAGUGUUUUAAAUGCUUUUAUUGUUCUGCAAGGAAUAUAAUGAGGAAUAAUUCAUGAAGGGAUGUGUUAUUUUUGAGGUGUUUUCUACAACGCUGAUGCAUUGCGUUGCGGUUGUUCUUGUGUGUUGAAUGUAAACAUUUAAGUUUAUAAGGGUAGAGUCACAUGAAGGAUUCAUAUUUUCAAGCUGACAACGCUUCUCCUCUCUGUUCACUGUAGACAACAUUGCUCAGUCCGUUUGUGCCAGUGUAAUCUUUUUGUGAGCGAUUGGUAACCAGAUCCCAGAACAGGGUACAGACAGGAACACUGCGUUUCUUUGUGCAUCACUGGAUACCAAGAAGAGAGGCGAUGCUGAGUGUGUGCUUCGUUUCUCUUUGUGUUGCUUGACUCCUGCAUGAACUCUUAAUAAAUGAAAUGUUAGCAGCGGG
Doryrhamphus excisus (bluestripe pipefish) is the source of this 3002-nucleotide messenger RNA. RefSeq names its product target of myb1 like 2 membrane trafficking protein b (gene tom1l2b). Gene Ontology annotation, biological process: signal transduction. The record is from RefSeq and is a predicted model, not a curated record. Lineage: Eukaryota; Metazoa; Chordata; Actinopteri; Syngnathiformes; Syngnathidae. Gene Ontology annotation, cellular component: membrane; endosome. Gene Ontology annotation, molecular function: phosphatidylinositol binding; clathrin binding; ubiquitin binding.